GCUGAUGCAACUGAACAUUCCUCGGAGCACACUUAUCCAAGCCCGCGGAGUGAACAAAGGCCGAGAGUAGCUAGAGAGAGCAACGGCAGUUUGCACUUUGAGGUGGUUGUUUGUCCGUUCCCGUUUGCGUUUGUUGACCCAAUUUUACGCUGACAAGAUUGUGAGGACGGUGUCAACUGGAACGGCCUAGCCUGGGUCCGUGACAGCAAGCUUGGACAUUAGAGAAGCCUUGGUCCUUGCUGGCUGGCAGACUUCGCUUUCAUCUUGUUAUUUAAUAGGGCAACAUUGCGGAAGAUCCCGCGGAAAGACUUGAGGGGAGUGAAGCUGAUCUGAGAUCAUUGAAUUAUGCUGAAAGGUCGGAAAGGUGGGAAUCGCAAAUCUAGAAGGAAAGGGCCUAGAGAUGAUGAAAAAUUAAAAGGAGCAGCGAGCUCUAAGGAAGAAGCCCCAUACAAUUAUAAUUAAAGUGGCCAAGAAAGAGACUCAGUGUAAGCCCUGUAGAGUAAUACUCACAGAUAUUCUCAAGGAGCGCCCAGAACUCAAAACCAUGUCCACAGAUGCACGGACGGCCAUGGAAGGUGCUUCCAGGUCAUUAUCAGUCAGCAGUCAACCUGUCAAAAGGCAAGUAGCGAAAAAGUCAACAAGCAAACCGGCAGGGUUCCAAGCCAAGUUAAACUCCACACAUUCGUCCAGAGAACCACCAAAGAAAACACCACGACUGGAGGCAUCUCCAGAGUUUGCUGUAUUAAAGAAGACGUCUGGUUCCAAGGAAAGUACAGUAACCUCAGAUUCAGCGUCUAGAAAUUCCAGUGAAAGGGUGGAUAAGCAAUCUUCAGGCUCCUUGUCAAACCAUUCCAAGUCACAUCAGGUUAGCAAAGAUGCCUCUUUGCAGCAGAAGGACCUGCCUGUUGUGGCUAAGAAGUCAACCCAUUCCAUCAAGAGAAAGAUAGCACAGAAGGAAGCGCAACAAAACGGGGAGAAACAAAGAAGCCACACCACAAAUUCUGUGAAGUCCUCAGUAUCCUCCAAGAGUGCUCACCAGGCAGACUCUGUGAAGUCUUCAGUAUCGUCCAAGACUGCUCACCAGGUAGAGUCUAACAGUAUCAAGCCAGUAAUGCUACCAAGUGCACCCAGCACAUGCAAUGCAUCCAGCACAUCAACAAGAGAUACCAAAGCUCAAAGUAGCACCACCACCACAGUGAAUGGCCAAAAAUCUAAGAGAAAAUGCAGUUCACUUCGAAGUGUGAGAGUUUUUGAUGAUGACAGUACAGGGGAUAUCAGCAUUUCAAAUGAGUUGAUGACCAGCUCCUUGGAUCAUAGUGUAAGAGCAGAGUCCAAAAAGGAUACCGUUGAUAAGCCAAUGAAGCUUUCAUCUGACAAAGCCAGUUCCACACCAUCACACAAAAAGGCUGUGCAUUCUGAUAAGACAUUGCAAUCAACUACUACAAAUGGCAAAAAGGAAGAUACAAGGUCAAAGGUGCAACAUGUUAAAAGUGAUGACAAAGUUGCAAGAUUAAAAAAUGCCUCUGAGUCCAGUAACACUUCAAUGUCUGGUGCUACAGACCCUCUGCGUGGGAAAGAAAGUAUAACUAGGGUAAAGGAAGCAACCGAUGAAAAACCAUUGAACAGUAUUCCUAACAAGGUACCAAAAAUGGUAACACAAAACAUUGCCGACCAACAUCCAAAAAAAGAAAGCCAGCUUUCCACCACAAGUGAUGCUCCUGACCAAAAGAAGCCAUUGGCUACAAAAGCCAAGCUGGCUUCCACAGUGAACCAACAAGUAUCAACUCCAAAGAAAGAGAUUGCUCCAAAGAAUGAGAUUUCCCCCAAAGAAGAGCUUUCAUCAAAGCAAGACAUUCUUUCAAAGCAAGUGAUUUCUAUGAAGCAAGAUAUUUUUUCAAAGGAGCAUGUUUCCUCCAAUGAAGCAGUUCCUCCAAAAGAAGAGGUUUCCACAAAACAAGAGGACCAUCUUAAGGAAGAGAUUCCCCCCAAACAAGAAGUUCCUCCGAAGGAAGAGAAUUUCCCACAAACUGAUCAUCUUUCCACACCAGCCAAAGAGAUGCUUUCUUUAGGAGACCAUGCAACCAAGCCAAUGUACCAGAGUAUUUCUUCAACUGGUUCAGCUUCUACCACAAGUAGUCACAGGAUGCCAACUGCGACCGAGAAGGAGUCGGAGCCAGCAGGACAUGUUGAAGCUUCUGCCAUUCAAGCUGUCUCUGCAACAUAUCCUGCCCCUGUCCCAGAGCAGGUUGCAGCUUCUACCUGCCAGAUCCCUGUUGCUCCUCCUACAACUGCCAAAGACUGCUCUGCUCAACAGCUGGCGUCCAUCAGCCAGGUUGAACCCACAACAGAUGUGUCAUCAGUGUCACUCCAACCAGUAGCUGCGACAGGCAGCCUUGUUUCUCUGCCAGUUGUCACUCCAACUGGUCAGGUGUCUGUUACAGCUGACCAGGCCAUGGCUACAGCUAAUCAAGUUUCUGUGCCAGAAGUUGCUUCAGCACCUGCUUCAAAUGUUGAGCUCCCUGGUUCAGACAGGCAGUCAGUUCAGGAUGCCUCAGCAAAAGCUGCGGCUGUCUCAGCUCCUCUGCAGUCUACUCCAGCUGAGCAGAAGGUCACAACGGUCAGUGAGGUUUCCACUGUAACUCAACAAGCACCCCCUUCAGCAACAGUGGCUUAUUCUUCUACUCAACAGAUGUCUGUGGACACGUCUGCCUCUCCAGCCAUGCCGCUCUCUGGUUCAGUUAAGGAGAUGCCAGUUGUAACUGAAAGUAGGGAGAAUCGCUCUCCAGUUCAACAUGUGUCUGCACCAGAACCUGUGAAACAACCAUCUGCUCCAGCACAAAAGGAAGCUGCCUCAAGCAGUCAUGUACCAGGUCCACCAAAGCACACUUUGUCACCAGUAAAUCAGACUCUACCACCUGGAAGUAAAGUGCCUUCUUCUUCUUCAUCAAAGGAAGUCCCAAGCCAGGCCCAACAGCACCAGUCAAACCCAACAACGACCACCACAAAGGGAACAAGUGAUCUGCACAAGUCUAGAUCUCCACCACCUUUGAUACCAGUGCAGAAUACAAGCCUGCCAGUGCCAUUUGCCACAGCUAAGGGGACCAAUAAAACAGGUGCUGCAAACAACCCAACUGAGCCAACUUCCAGACCUGGUGCUGAGGGGAAUGACAUAGUUGUUGUGGAAGAUACUCCAGAAUCACAACCACAAGAUUCAUCAAACUCUGGGAAAAGCAGUCCUCCAAACCGGCCUUCAAGCAGUUCCUCACCUCCGAUGGCGGCCAGUGAUGCUGUCAGUAACCCACCAAAGAGCAGAACCCCUCCAGCCAACGGUACGGAGACAGCUGCCUCUGAUGAGCAGCAGACACAGGCCAACUCCGAUGCAGAACCAAUUGUCAUUGAUGAUAAUCCGUCGACUGAAGACCAGCCCUCUGUUCAACAGGACCAGGGUAUGUCUGUUGGAAAGAAGAGAGAGGGAGAACCAAACCCGGGGCAUGGUGCAAAGAAACCAAGGCUAGACAAUGGUGCUACUCAAGGAUUUGUAAAUAGAACUGUGGCAACCGAUGCAGCUGAUAGUUGUAGUGCCCAGUUUGCCAGGCACAUUCCAGCCAGUGUUCCAGUCACAAGAACAGUGGGGUGUAACACCACUUGUGCAGCACAGCGUCAACAGCUGUUGGGAAGGGAAGACCUCAAAAAGAUGGUGGAAGACAAAGUAGCUCAUUGUACAGCCAAAGCAAACAGCCAAAUGAAGCAGUUUCAGGACAGAGUUGCCAAGUUGACCAAAGUCUGCAAAGGCUGGGAGGAGUAUGCCAGAAAGCUGCAGAAAAAAAGGAAGCGGAUGAAAAAGUUAAUCAAGGAAUUAACGCAAAAACUGGUGACAAUGAACCAAGAGCAAGAUAGGUUAAAGAGGGAGCUGAAGAGACGCCGAGCAAUAGGAGGUCCAAGGCCAGUGGAUGUUGGUGUGCAGGCAGACCUGAAACCGCAGCAGCAGCCCACUGCUCAAGCUUCUAGUUCCCAAACUUCAAGUGGACCAACUUCAGGUGGACCAACUUCAAGUGGACCAAGUUCAACAUCAGCUCCAGCGCCAAAACCUACAGUUACGCCGGUUGCUACCAGGCAGCAGGCUGUACCAAGGCCGCCUCCGCCUACCUACACCCGCCCUCCGCAGGUACAGCGUGUUCCCACGGCAACUGAAUCUGUCAGUGUCACCAGCAGCGCUGUACAGAGGGCAGGUCCACCACAACCACAAGUUGCCACGGCACCGAAAGCUCCACCUCCACAGCCUACUUCCCAGCCACAGGCAAUAUCCAGUCAAAGGACAACUCCCACAGGUGUUCCCCACCCUCCCCGCAACAUCCCCACCCUGGUGCACCAUCCCCCACCCCCUCCCCCUCCACGCACCUCGAGAACCAGCCCAACACUUUACAACAACAGCAGUCUUAACUCACAACCUCCGUAUCGCCAACCGACACAAGCAGCACCUCCUACAAGACAGAAAACUCCAGAGAAGGCCCGCGUACCGUCCCAAGAUGCAGGGAAGAUUAACGCAGUAAUCGACCUUACUGAGGACGCAGAAGAAACUCAGGCAUCCGCCCAGGGAAGGAAGCCCUCCGGUGCAGGUCCCCCACCUCUCCUGAAAGCAGUGGCUACUCCCUCGGCUGCUCCCAACACUGUCGCUCCCACGUCCCAAGCACGACCAACGUCUCAAGUACGCCCCUUCAACAAUCCCCAACCCGUGCCUGUCGCUAUCAGCACCAGCAACAGCAACGCAAGAAACAUCACCAACGUCGUACAAGCCAUCGUGAACAGCACACGAGCGAUCCAAGCGCCGCCGAACUUUCGACCGGUUGCCACCACUGUACAGCAGGUGGGACAAAAUCCAAUGCACUCCAUGCCGCCAACUGCUCCGGCGUACCAGAGACCUCCAGUUCAGGUGCUGGCCCAGAUACCACAGAGCACGGUGGGUUACGUAGGCCAGCCUGUGAUGCCGCGGGUGCAGACUGCUGGCACCUUCAGGCCGCCCGCUGUCACAACUUCUGCCUUCGUAGGACAGCCAGCACAUGUUGUGGAAUCCGUCUUGAGUCCUCCUGUUAUGUGCAUGCAGCCGUCACAGCAAGGGAACCCUCUGUACAACCACUACACUCAGCCUCAGCGACACCCCGUGCCCAACGUGGUGGUCCAGGCCAGGCACCCGAUGCCGCAGACGGUGCAGGCUUAUCGCCAGGCCUUCCACCAGGUCCAGCCUCCAGCCAACAUGAUGCAGGGUCCCAGACCAGCCGGGCCCGCUGUGGUCCCCAGGCCAGCUCCCCCACCUCUGUUGCACUCUAACAACCCUCCUCAGGUCCAACAAAUGAGGCCACCUAUGCAACCAACCUUCCCCCAGAGGCCACCAGCUAUGCAGCAGCCGCCACAACCUCCACAGCCAGCAAACCAUCCCCACCCAGGCAACAACCAGCACCCUGCCCCCCUCCCUCAGCCUCCUCCACCCUCGCCACAGCUACCCCCUCAGUACGCCAACCUUCCCCUGCCCCACAGGACCACGCUCCACAUCGCCAGGGCGGGGAACGGUAUCGUGUUGUCGUGGAACGUCACCGAGCCGCCCAACCCUCACGCUCCGACGGUGGACUGCUACCAGCUGUUUGCCUAUCAGGAGGGGACCGGGCAGCCCAACACUGCGCUGUGGAAGAAGAUUGGCGACGUGAAAGCGUUACCGCUGCCGAUGGCCUGCACCCUGACCCAGUUCUUACCUGGGAGCACCUACCAUUUUGCUGUGAGAGCUAUGGAUGUGUACCAAAGGGUGGGACCGUUCAGUGCACCUUGUAGUAUUGACUUGUCUUCGUCUUAGUUCUGCAGUUUGGUAAACUGGUACUGGUAAUAUUUAAGUAUACAUUCUUUGUACAGUUUGUUCCAGUUCUUGAAGUCAUACGAACACAACAUUAUGUUAGCUGAAAGUCAAGUUUUGUAUUUGUCAUGAAUGUUGGAAAAUGCACCAUACAGGAGAAAGCUUUCAGACUUUAGACAUUUAAAUACAGGGAAGGCAAGUCUUAUUUGAUCUGUGCAAAACUCAACAUGGACA
This is a messenger RNA of Branchiostoma floridae (Florida lancelet), 6073 nucleotides long. RefSeq names its product flocculation protein FLO11-like. Gene Ontology annotation, biological process: regulation of DNA-templated transcription. Gene Ontology annotation, cellular component: nucleus; transcription regulator complex. The transcript has 22 exons. The record is from RefSeq and is a predicted model, not a curated record. NCBI's taxonomy places the organism in Eukaryota, Metazoa, Chordata, Leptocardii, Amphioxiformes, Branchiostomatidae. Gene Ontology annotation, molecular function: transcription coregulator activity; protein binding. The coding region runs from base 545 to 5842 and encodes 1765 amino acids.